AUGGCAACUAAAGUUUCUCUAUGGGAUGCUAUGGCAUUACGCCGCUCCAGAUACGCGCUUGUUCCCCAAUCUCCUACAUCGGACGAACGUAUCAUCAAGAUUGUACAACACGCCGUCACGCAAUGCCCUUCUCCCUUCAACGUUCAAAGCGCACGUGCAAUCAUCUUACUGAGAGGAGAGCAUGAAAAGUUCUGGACUCUUGCAGAAGACUCUGCCGUCAAAACAUGGCCUCUGCCAGCUUAUCAGGCUCUAAAGUCAAAACUCGCCGAAUACAAGUCCGGGUACGGCACAGUGCUGUGGUUCGAGGAUCAAGAUAGUAUUUCAGCCGUCGAAAAACAACUCGGCCCGGCAAGAUGGGACUUGGUCAAAGAAAAGAUGCCACAGUGGAGCGAGCACUCAUCAGGUAUGCACCAAUAUGCUGUAUGGACAGCGUUGUCUGCCGAGGGUUUUGGUUGUAACUUACAGCACUACAACCCAAUUGUCGACGAAGGUGUUCGAGAACAAUGGAAGGUGCCCUCCAGUUGGGCUUUGAAGGCGCAAUUAGUAUUUGGCAAACCCGUUGGCCCUCCAAGAGAGAAAACAGUGAUACCUCCUGAAGAUAGGGUCUUCAUAUACAAGUCUUAAGCAUCGCGGCUUCUAGAUUGUGUCCAGAGAUCCCUACGAUGGACACGAUGUUCACCUUUUUUUUUAAUUGUUUAGCAGCGCCAAAAACACCAACGCUGGAAAUAGAGAAUAUGAUCCAUGUGUUGCUGCGGGGGUUUCGCGAGAAUUGUGCAUCCAAGUUCAAAAUUAUUUCCCGCCCAAUUUGAACGUCAGCGUUCUGGAUAAAGGUUGGACGUAAACUUACA
This is a messenger RNA of Verruconis gallopava, 848 nucleotides long. RefSeq lists its product as uncharacterized. The coding region runs from base 1 to 624 and encodes 207 amino acids. Gene Ontology annotation, biological process: cellular response to oxidative stress. The record is from RefSeq and is a predicted model, not a curated record. Lineage: Eukaryota; Fungi; Ascomycota; Dothideomycetes; Venturiales; Sympoventuriaceae. The transcript has a single exon.